Molecule: messenger RNA, 957 nt
Organism: Helianthus annuus (common sunflower)
Lineage: Eukaryota; Viridiplantae; Streptophyta; Magnoliopsida; Asterales; Asteraceae
Exons: 3
Coding region: 1-957 (318 amino acids)
Source: RefSeq, a predicted model, not a curated record
AUGAGUGAAGAACAUCAGGAGGUUGCUGUUAUUGAGGAAGGACCAGUUCCUGUCCUUAAAUGGGACUUAGGUCUCUUCGAACAAAUCGUUCGUAGUUUCCGAUUCCCACCGGAGUGGGAUGCCCGGUAUCCAGCUCAGGGCCAGACCGCGGCUGAUGCACCACCCGGUUACAUCACUUUAUACGAAGACUGCUUCCUUCAGGGCAAUUUCCGACUGCCGGCGACCAACUUUAUGGGCAGUAUCCUUCAUCACUACAACUUUCAUAUAUCGCAGAUGAGCCCACCCGGGAUGGUGAGGGUAAGGCACUUCGAGUUCUUGUGUCAUUCUCAUGGCAUUGAGCCAUCUGUAGAUAAGUUUCGUGCUUUCUACCAGUUGCAGAGGACAAUGGGGUUCUUUUCUUUUGCGAGCCGUGGUGCGGCGAAGAAGAUUUUACUGAACCCACCGAAGAGUUUCCAUGACUGGAAACCUAAGUUCUUCUUUAUCAGGGAAGAGGUUUUGCCGGUUGCCAUGCCUUUUAGGGACUGGACCGAGGCCAUACCGAAGGAAGAUCUUCCCAUUCCAAAAACUGCUCGGUGGUACCAGCAGCUAACCCCAACCCCAAAUCGGGUGUUUGGGGAAAAUGUGUUGGUUGCUGCUAAGAUGAGUGACCAGUGGUCACCUAGCAGCAGGGAGGUUCCGGUUUUGAAGAUCGGCGAUCAAGAAGCGCAACUCUAUCAAGCUGCCUUCUCGACAUUUGGUGGCUCCAUGGGCGUUCGCCCAUUGCGCGAUGACGAGGAAAGCUGGUAUGACCAGAUUAAAGGCAAUUUCAUGUUUCCAGCUGCUGAUGCCUUCGCUUCGCCGCCCACCGCUACUGAAGGUGCGCAAUACCCUAAACCUCGUCCUUUGCGCUCUGUGACUCUUCCUGGGAAGGAGACUCUCUAUCUUUCCAGCGAGGAGUCAGUGUGUUGCGCGACCUAG